Messenger RNA from Neopsephotus bourkii (Bourke's parrot), 1438 nucleotides. It is a transcript of the gene NDUFV3, whose product is annotated as NADH:ubiquinone oxidoreductase subunit V3. The record is from RefSeq and is a predicted model, not a curated record. The transcript has 4 exons. NCBI's taxonomy places the organism in Eukaryota, Metazoa, Chordata, Aves, Psittaciformes, Psittacidae. Gene Ontology annotation, cellular component: mitochondrion. Gene Ontology annotation, biological process: mitochondrial ATP synthesis coupled electron transport. Bases 60 to 1325 code for a protein of 421 amino acids.
GGAAGACUGUGUGAGGGAGCGUCACUAUUCCGGUAGCUGCUUCCGGGCCUAGCGCCAAGAUGGCCGCUUCUUCGCUGCUGGGCUGUGGGCGGGCGGUGUUGCGGCUGGAAGUCCGGGGGCUGCGAGGGCAGGUCCCCUCCGCGGAGCUCUGCACCAAGCCGGCGGGCUCCGGGAAGCCGCCAAAGAAUCUAGUGGCACCACAGGGAAGCACCAAGCUGCUACCCGUCAAGGCACCAAUUGAAUUUCCUAAAAUGUUGUCUUCUAGCUCUCUCCUAGCAUCUGCAAACAAAGGUGAGAGCAUAUCUAGUACUAACCCUAAGGAACCUUCAAAACCAUCUGCUGAAGAUAUGAGGAAGUUCAUGUCAAGAAAAACUGUGGUUGAAUUUCCUCAGCGAGUAGUUGUUUCUUCCCUUGAGGAGGAAAACAUCACUAAACCUGCAACAGAAGGAGGAUUGAGGAAGGAGAUAGUUGAGGAAGAAACUUCAUCUUCAUCCAGCUCAGAUUCAGAUUCUAGCUCAGAUUCUGAGGAAGAAAAUGAUGGUGAUGAUUCAAAAGUUGCCAUCAAAACCAAAGCUGAGUUUCCUAGACGAGAUUCUGUCUUUUCUGAGAACAAAGCGGUAAAGGCAUCGAUGCUAGCAAAAGAUAACUUGUUGCAGAAAUCCCAUAAAGAAUAUGUGGGUAAGAAACAGCCACAAAAACCAGAAACUGAUGUGUCUUCUAUCAAGCAGGACACAUUUUCUAAAACAUCAGUCAGCAAUGAAACAUCAAAAUCCAAAUCAGGAGUCCCCAAAGUAAAAUCAACUCCAAAAGAAGCAGAUCGGCAAAAGCUGGUCUUAAAACCAUGCCUGGUUGAAAGGCAAGACCUGACCAAUGUCACUCAUAAAUCUGACUAUUUGGAGGACAAGUCCAUUGGAACCCAAAAAGCAGCUAUUCAGCUGAAAGCUUCAUCAGUGACUCAGGAAGACAUAAAGCAAAAACUGGUAUCCAGAGGAGAAGAAGAAAUGGUGAAGGAGGCACAAGAGUCAGAAGCAAAAGUAACUGCUCCCAAACUAGAAGAAGACACUUCUGAAAGCACAAUCUUGGUGAUGGGCACUGCAGCAAAGGAGGAGACCAUACAGGAAGCAGGAGUCGAGGCUGGAGCAAGCAGCACAAUAGAGGAGACCACAGCAGUUGGUGAGCCUGCUCCAGAAGAGUUCGAUAAUUCUACCUACAAGAACCUUCAGCAUCACGAAUACAACAUUUAUACUUUUUUUGAUUCUAUUGAGGUUCUCUCCAAAUUCAGGCAGCCUCAGCCAUCUUCUGGAAGACCUUCACCAAGGCACUGAGAGAACAACAUUUAAAACAAAUGCUUAGGCAGAAUGAUAAAUUGUUCUAUUUAGCAUUGUUGCUUCAUCUGUAUUAUAAAUCAGAUAAUGAAUAAUAAAUGAAUGCAGAAUAA